ACAUGGUGCGUGAUACAAGAAAUUCGCGAUUGCGGAAGGGAAUUGCGUUUGUAAUAAUUUUGGUGCUUUGUUGUGUCGAGGGUGAAAAUGGUUUCUUUGGUUAUAAGCAUGGAUUCAGUGAAUAUAGUGGCCAUGUCACACCAAAAGAGUAUGACUUCAUUGUCGUCGGUGGAGGAAAUGCCGGCGCGGUUUUGGCCAGUCGACUUUCGGAAAUAACCCAGUGGAAAAUAUUGCUCAUAGAGGCAGGGGGUAGAGAUAAUCCGUUAUCCGAUGUGCCACUUUUUGCAGCGUAUCUACAGUCAACGGCAUUCAAUUGGAAUUUUGUAGCAGAAAAACAGAACAACUUUUGCUUAGGAUUAAAGAAUGGGCGAUGUCCCUUGCCAAGGGGAAAGGGCCUCGGUGGAAGUACAAUUAUCAACUAUAUGAUCUACAAUAGAGGCAAUCCAGCUGAUUUCGAUCGAUGGGCUGCAAUGGGCAACAAACAGUGGUCUUACCGUGAAGUGUUACCCUACUUUAAGAAAUCAGAAAAGGUUACAUUUGAAGAUACAAAUCGGCCACCCCAGCAUGGGAAGGGCGGCCCAGUGAAUGUCGAAUAUGUUCCACAUCGAUCACCUCUAGUACAUGCAUUUAUCGAAGCCAAUAAACAGCUUGGAAGAGGCAGAGUGGAUUAUAACGGUGGAUCGCAAAUAGGCGUUGAUUAUCUCCAGGCAACCACAAAACGCGGUAAACGAGUGACUUCUGCAUCAGCAUAUCUUAGCGUCGGACUUGAUCGGCCCAAUCUCACUAUCCUUACAAAUGCGAGAGCGACUAGAAUAGUAAUAGACAGAAAGACAAAAAUCGCCAGAGGUGUCGAAUACUUGCAAAAUAAAAAGAGAUACACUGUAUAUGCCCGGAAGGAAGUGAUCUUGUCAGCUGGUACAUUCCAGUCACCACAGCUUCUCAUGCUGUCCGGAGUUGGUCCGAGAGAUCAUCUCCAAGAGUUAAACAUUCCGGUACUCGUGAACUCACCGGUUGGCAAAACAAUGUAUGAUCACCUCUGUCUGAUUGCGCUUACGUUCAUAACGAACACUACGAAGGCAUCUUUCGACACCGACCGGAUAGGGGCUCGAGAGAUUCUUCAAUACAAAGCCGGAACAGGCAUACUCACCGCUCCAGGGGCCUUGGAGGCAUUAGCAUUCGUCAAAACAAACAUAUCUCGUGAAAAAAAUGAUAUUCCAGACAUUGAGUUGCUUUUCCUUGGUGGGUCGACUGUGUCCGAUCAUGGUACUGGAUCCGUAAAAUCAUUGAAAUGGCGUGAAGAUAUCUAUGACAAAGUGUACAAACCAUACGAAGGAAGAGACCAAUUCACAAUUGCUGUGAUGUUGUUUCAUCCUAACUCUAGAGGGUAUAUACGAUUGAAAAAUAGCAAUCCCCUCCACUGGCCGCUAGUUUUUUCAAACUUCUUGACUGCCCCCGAUGAUCUCAAAGUGAUGAUCGAAGGAAUCAAAGAAGCCAUUCGUAUUGGCGAUACACCAGCCAUGAAAGCCAUCGGUGCUCGAUUGAAUGAUACCCCUCUACCUACUUGCACACAAUACCCAUUCGGAACGGACACUUACUGGGAAUGUGCGAUACGUUCGUUGGCUAAUACAUUGCACCAUCAGGUCGGUACCAGUCGAAUGGGUCCGGCAGGCGAUCCCGGUGCUGUGGUUUCUCCUGACCUGAAGGUGUACGGCGUGAAAAAUUUAAGGGUUGUAGAUGCCAGCAUUAUGCCGUACAUUGUCACCGGACACACCCAGGCAGCAGUGUAUAUGAUUGCUGAGAAAGCCGCGGAUAUGAUAAAGGACCACUGGAAUUGGGGACAAGAAUUGAAUGAGAACGACUGAAUAUAAAAAUCGUCCAUUCACCUUAAUAGAUUCAUUAACAGCCAUAAUUUAUCUCGAAGACAUCUCGAAUUCCACUUUAUAGCAAAACCGAUACCUCAGAAUAGACUUAAGUUACUAUCCUGAACCUUGUAUUAUACAAAUGAAGAUUAAGUUUGUUAUAAUAUUAUACUAAUAUAGAGAUUGAAGAUAUUAUGUUUAUAUCGUUAUAAUUAAGGUUUGCAAGCCUACAUAAUGCAUGCAAUAUUUUGUAUGGAAGGAACAUUUUAGUGGGCGGUUCCGUCAUUAGCCAUCAAAGCUCAAGGAAAAUAUCCGUCCUGCAAAUUAAAUGAAUAUAGAACUUUGUUUGCAUAUCGGUGAGUCACCCCAAAUAAAAACUAUUCAAAUUGAGAAACAGUAAAAAAUGCUUUGGAGAUGUAGAUGUUACACGAAAACGUAAAACCAUCCCAAAGAUAAGCCCCACAAGCUACUGUCAGUAAUUCCCUCAAGUGACAAGCCCUACUAUCUCGGACCCCAUACCGCACAUUUUGCUGCUAAAUGUCUCAUUUCUAAUUAAUGCCGUAAAAACAGGGUUUAUGCAUUAGUGUGGCGAGGAGAGAGUUCGGCAAAGGUAGAACAAUAAUAUGAUUCGCUUAGUUGUAUAUAAGCAGGAA
Toxorhynchites rutilus septentrionalis is the source of this 2512-nucleotide messenger RNA. Its product is annotated as glucose dehydrogenase [FAD, quinone]-like. Bases 3 to 1862 code for a protein of 619 amino acids. The transcript has 3 exons. Gene Ontology annotation, molecular function: flavin adenine dinucleotide binding; oxidoreductase activity, acting on CH-OH group of donors. The record is from RefSeq and is a predicted model, not a curated record. Lineage: Eukaryota; Metazoa; Arthropoda; Insecta; Diptera; Culicidae.